GACGGGCAGGGCCCUCAAGAACCUCCGCGCGCAGAGCCGGACCGCCAUCUACGCCAUGAGCGCGCUGCUGCUGCUGGUGCUGCGCGCGGGCCGCGGUUGGCGCGCGGGUGUCCCCGCCGCGGCCUGCCUGCAGUUGGCGACUAGCGCCGGGACCCAGCCGCGCCGUGCUAUGGCCCAGUACCACACCGAGGAGCGCGGAGAGCCCUGCUCGCAUAAUUACCGCCUCUUCUUCAAGAACGUAACUGGUCAUUACAUUUCCCCUUUUCAUGACAUUCCUCUGAAGGUGAACUCUAAAGAGAAUCUAUUUAAUAUGAUUGUAGAAAUACCUCGGUGGACAAAUGCUAAAAUGGAGAUUGCCACCGAGGAGCCACUGAAUCCAAUUAAACACUAUGUGAAGGAUGGAAAGCUACGCUAUGUGGCCAAUAUCUUCCCUUACAAGGGUUAUAUAUGGAACUAUGGUACCCUCCCUCAGACUUGGGAAGAUCCCUGUCAAAAAGAUAAGAGUACAAACUGCUGUGGAGAUAACGAUCCCAUUGAUGUUUGUGAAAUAGGCUCAAAGAUUCUUUCUUGUGGAGAAGUUAUUCAAGUGAAGAUCCUCGGAAUUUUGGCUCUUAUUGAUGAAGGUGAAACAGAUUGGAAAUUAAUUGCUAUCAAUGUGAAUGAUCCUGAAGCCUCAAAGUUUCAUGAUAUUGAUGAUGUUAAGAAGUUCAAACCGGGUUACCUCGAAGCUACCCUUAAUUGGUUUAGAUUAUAUAAGGUACCAGAUGGAAAACCAGAAAACCAGUUUGCUUUCAAUGGAGAAUUCAGAAACAAGGCUUUUGCUCUGGAAGUUGUUAAAUCUACUCAUCAGUGUUGGAAAGCAUUGCUUAUGAAGAAGUGUAAUGGAGGGACUAUAAAUUGGCUGGAACACAAUGGCACAAUCUCAGCUCACUGCAACCUCCGCCUCCCAGGUUCAAGCGAUUCCUCCGCCUCAGCCUCCCAAGUAGCUGGGACUACAGCACAAAUGUGCAGGUAUCUGAAAGCCCUUUUUGUUGCACUCAAGAGGAAGCAAGAUCAUUAGUUGAAUCGGUAUCAUCUUCACCGAAUAAAGAAAGUAAUAAAGAAGAGCAAGUGUGGCACUUCCUUGGCAAGUGAUUGGAACAUUUGAAAUUCUGCUGUCAAGAUUCCAGUCUCUAAGGACUUCAAGACUCUUUUUUUUCCCAAGUGCCAGAGACAAGGCGGGUCUAUGAGAAUUUACUGACUUCUGUCGAAACUUCAUUUUUUUUCAAACCUUUUGAGAUAUGCAAUAUAUAAAUGAACAGCAAGAUUUUUGAAUUACUCUCCUUUGGACAUUUAUUGAUAUUUUGUUUAAUUUCCUAGCACAAAUUUAGAGGCAUUGAGUUGACCAUUUCUAGUUUCUAUACCUAAAGGAACCCAAUGAUUUUAUUAGUUUUUCUUUCUAUAGACUGGAUGUAAAAAUCACAAAUUCAAUAAAUUUAAAAAAUUUGUGUA
Messenger RNA from Callithrix jacchus (white-tufted-ear marmoset), 1491 nucleotides. RefSeq names its product inorganic pyrophosphatase 2 (gene PPA2). NCBI's taxonomy places the organism in Eukaryota, Metazoa, Chordata, Mammalia, Primates, Cebidae. The record is from RefSeq and is a predicted model, not a curated record. Gene Ontology annotation, cellular component: cytoplasm. Gene Ontology annotation, molecular function: magnesium ion binding; inorganic diphosphate phosphatase activity. Gene Ontology annotation, biological process: phosphate-containing compound metabolic process.